GGAAUCCACUGGAGAACUUCUUCUGCGCGACUGUAUAUGUUUUCAUGUUUAAAGUGAGAGCGGUGGAGGUCAGUCGGGAGCGUACAGUAGCAGACGGAGGCGUGCUCAACACCCGCAUGUGACCCAUUGCUUAGGGAGAAACAGGUGGAUGCAGGUCAGAUUGGAGACGGAGAGCAAACGGAGCAUCUCCUGCCAGAGGUAAAACAGGCCCGUUUUGGAUUCCUCCAACAGACAUCAAGUUGGUUUUAUCAAUCGGAAGGCCUUAUCCCAGCAAUCGAAUGCAUUUGUCACUGGACACCAUGAACAUGGUGGAUGACAGCUGUCUUUCGCCCAGUAAUUUCCAUGAUAUGGUCAAAGCUGGGGGCGCAGUGGUUGGCACUCGUGUCCACAGCAUAGAUGUGAUCCUGGGCUUCAACAAGGACCAGGAUUCGUUGCUCAACCCUGGAGCCAAUGCUGUAGCACACAAAGUUGGAGGGGAGAGUCUUGGAGAACCAGGAAAGCUGGACCAACGGGUUCAACCUUACGGACAUCUGCCACCCCUUAGGGAUGGAUCGGAGCAACCUACAUUUCACGAUGCCGACAUGUUCUCCAACAAAUGUGAUGGGGACCUGGGGGACCUGCGGAAAGCCAUCGAGAGUGACAGCAAGUCUCCGGAUUCAGCCGAUGGGGAGCAGCCCAAAAAAAAGCACCGCCGCAACCGCACCACCUUCACCACAUACCAGCUCCAUGAGCUUGAGCGAGCCUUCGAGAAGUCACACUACCCUGACGUUUACAGUCGUGAAGAGCUAGCCAUGAAAGUCAAUCUUCCUGAAGUUCGAGUGCAGGUUUGGUUCCAGAAUCGCAGAGCCAAAUGGAGGCGUCAGGAAAAAAUAGACGCGAGCACCAUGAAGCUCCAUGACUCCCCCAUGCUCUCCUUCAACCGCCCGUCCAUGCACCCCACCGUGGGGCCCAUGAACAACUCGCUACCCCUCGACCCUUGGCUGCCCUCGCCUCUAUCCAGUGCCACUCCAGUGCACAGCAUCCCAGGGUUCAUGGGUCCUACACAAGGACUGCAAACGGGCUAUCCCGGUCACAGUUUCCUCAGCCCACCCCAACCCAUGGCACAAAGCAUGCAGCCCAUGGCGCCACCUCCAUACCAAUGCCCUCCUCCCUUCACCGACAAAUACCCUCUGGAGGAUGUAGAUCAACGUAGUUCAAGCAUUGCCGCACUGAGGAUGAAAGCCAAGGAGCAUAUCCAGUCUAUGGACAAAACCUGGCAACCCAUGUGCUAAGACGUCUCUCUUUUGACUGUAAGCCUUUGUGUUUCUGUUGUCAAAUCAAGAACUUGCAUCGGACGGUUCACUUGUUCUCUGGGUCAGAAUAUUUUGGGGCAGCAAAAACAAGUUGUGCCAUUAUAUUUAUUCUUUCUGCAACUGGAUGCAAGCUUCCGAUGAAAACUGUUGAGUCUUGAGGAUGAAACAUUUACAAGCAAUUCUUCAUAUGUCUUUUACUGCGUUAUCAUUUUCAGUGGUGAGUUUGGAAUAUCUCAAGCGUGUCCCUGGAGAGAAUUUUCAAAACAACUUUAGAACUUUACACUGUGUUUCGUUUUAGUUUACACGGCGACCCUUCAAGCUUCAAGAGUUGCCGGUUUAAAAUUUUACAUAUUAAACUCUGUAUUUCAAAUCCCAUAGAUAGGACUUUACUCCUAGGAGCACAACAAUUGCAAUCCCACAUGUAGGACCAUACUACUCAAAGGGUUAAACAAUUUCCGAGUGGUACCAGAGUGACUGAAAUGUGAAUAUGAGGGUGUGUAUGGCAUCACACGACCUCUGUCUACAAAUUCACACUUCUUCCCGAAGGCCUGCUCCUGAUGUUUUGGGUUGACAUACAAUAUAAAUAUGGUCAUUGGUUGAAAAAAAAGGACCUCUAGGCAGCAGAUUUCAUGAGCAAUCCCUCGGCAUGGACAUGGGACAGAAACGAUUAGUCUGGUGGAGAAGUUUGUACGCCUCAGUGUGCAUUAGAGGCGAAUAUUUUUGGCAGAUCCAUCUUCUGUACGUGCGAAGGAGCAGAAGGGGAAACUAUCAGCCCCCACCCCACAAUGACUUUCCCUUUGUUUAGACCAGUUGAUCCAAAUCGGAACUUUUUGUUUCAACUUCUUAUAGGGAUUGAUGGUCAGAGAGUGUCACUCUAAGACACCAAUCAAAAUGGAUGAUAGAUUAUAUUAAACAUCGGCGCCGUGCUUUAGUGGCCUUUUGGAUCACUAAGAGAAUAUUUUGCAAUCAAAACAGACCGUUUCAUUGUCCACAAACACGCAAGUGGGAUUUGCUGCUUAUUUUUUGAAAGGAAACUCACUCAGUUCAUGUUGCCAGAGUUCUGUAGCAAAAUAAAAUACAUAUAGCUGUGUUUGACUAAUAAUGGUUCGGACCUUUAGAUACGAUUUGAGGGUGUAUUAAACUUUUGAGAUGGUUGAAUUGUUGAACAAACUAUGCUUACUAAUGAUUGUCUUAGUUUUGUACGGAUGUUGAGAACGAGAGUUUAUAGAUGUUAUGAUUUUAUACAGUUGAUCAAACUGUACAUUUCAGUUAUUUUUCAUUUAAUGUCGUUUUACACAGUUCUGAUAUUGAGACCUUUGGGCCAUACAUUAAUUUACAAACUGCAUCUAUGAUGUUUAGGUAAUUUGCACAGUUUGAACAACUGAAAAGCCAAAGUAAGACAGCAAUAUGACAAUCACGGGCAAAAAAUAUGCGUAUAUGAUCUUAUUUUUGUCGAAAAAAAAAAAAAAGAAUGUGGUUUUUAUGUUUGUAAUGUGUCCUAGACGUUUUCACAGUUGACUUUAAAACAAAAUGUUCUUAAAAAUAAACAAAUCUAGUUUCUCAGA
This is a messenger RNA of Danio rerio (zebrafish), 2857 nucleotides long. It is a transcript of the gene rx1, whose product is annotated as retinal homeobox gene 1. The record is from RefSeq and is marked provisional. Gene Ontology annotation, cellular component: nucleus. Gene Ontology annotation, molecular function: DNA-binding transcription factor activity, RNA polymerase II-specific; DNA binding. Gene Ontology annotation, biological process: camera-type eye morphogenesis; cell differentiation; retina development in camera-type eye. Lineage: Eukaryota; Metazoa; Chordata; Actinopteri; Cypriniformes; Danionidae.